Ananas comosus (pineapple) is the source of this 1565-nucleotide messenger RNA. RefSeq names its product isoaspartyl peptidase/L-asparaginase 1. Gene Ontology annotation, molecular function: hydrolase activity. The record is from RefSeq and is a predicted model, not a curated record. The transcript is spliced from 4 exons. NCBI's taxonomy places the organism in Eukaryota, Viridiplantae, Streptophyta, Magnoliopsida, Poales, Bromeliaceae. The coding region runs from base 416 to 1384 and encodes 322 amino acids.
CGAUUCACGGCCCAGCAUAAUUAUUUUUUCUAGUAGCAGAAUUUUUCAGGCGGCGCAAAUUUUGGACAAAUGCUAAUUUCCCAGAGCCCAUCAACAAGAGGAAGGCCCGGUCCCGAUAUCGACAGAGCCCAGUAUGUAGGGUUUGUAACGAGGCAGCGCUGGGACCGGCCAAGAAGCGGGGGUCAACGAUUCAGUGUGAGAGGCGAGGGGCCCGAAAGAUUCAGAUUCUUCGCCUUUUCCCCCGGCGUCGGGAGCGGCCGGUGGGUGAGGGUAGCAGGUCCACCACCCUGCCGUUCCUUUCGUCAGCUUGUUAUUUACUAUCACCAAUCUAGGAGGAGGAGGAGGAGGAGGAGGAGGACGGUGGAGGGAGAUCUAGAGAGAGAGAGAGAGAGAGAGUUCGACGAUUUAGAGGGCGAUGGGGGGAUGGGCGAUCGCUCUCCACGGCGGGGCGGGCGACAUCCCGCUGACGCUGCCCCCGGAGAGGAGGGCGCCGCGCGAGGCCACCCUCCGCCGCUGCCUCGACCUCGGCGCCGCCGCCCUCAGGGCCCGCAGGCCCCCUCUCGACGUCGUCGAGCUUGUGGUUCGCGAACUGGAAAACUGUCCCCACUUCAAUGCUGGUAGAGGUUCUGUUUUGACCGCUGAUGGUACGGUUGAGAUGGAAGCGUGCAUUAUGGAUGGUAACACUAAGAAAUGUGGAGCUGUAUCCGGUCUCUCUACUGUUGUCAAUCCCGUAUCUCUUGCACGACUUGUGAUGGAGAGAACUCCGCAUAUUUAUUUGGCCUUCGAUGGGGCCGAGGCCUUUGCAAGGGAGCAAGGUGUAGAAAUUGUAGAUGCAAGUCACUUUAUCACUCCAGAAAAUAUUGAAAGACUAAAGCAAGCAAAAGAAGCCAACAGGGUUCAGAUUGAUUACACCCAGCCAAUUAAGGGGCAGCAACAUCAAGAAGCACCAUGCAUCAAAGGCGACAGCCAAAUUGGAACCGUUGGAUGUGUAGCAGUCGAUGGUGAUGGAAAUUUAGCUGCAGCAACCUCCACUGGUGGGCUGGUAAACAAGAUGGUGGGCCGGAUUGGCGACACUCCAAUCAUAGGUGCAGGGACGUAUGCUAAUCCCUUUUGUGCGGUUUCAGCCACAGGCAAAGGUGAAUAUAUUAUUCGAGCUACUGUUGCUAGGGAUGUUGCUGCCCUAAUGGAAUACAAAGGGCUUUCCCUUAAAGAAGCUGCAGCUCAUGUGAUUGAAAAUGUCCCAAAAGGAAACGUAGGCUUGGUGGCAGUAUCGUCCGAGGGAGAAGUAGCAAUGCUUUUUAAUACUACGGGCAUGUUUAGGGCCUGUGCAACGGAAGAUGGUUAUGAAGAGAUCGGGAUAUGGCCGUCUCGGGUAGAUGGCUGAACCAAGGGUUUCAAAAACAUUGGUAGAUCAUUAUUGUCGUAAAGGACAACUAUAUUUCAAAAGGACUGCUAGAUCAGCUAUUCAUGGUUGGACCAUUUCGUGUGCUGUAGACAAAGACUUAUUUGUCUCUCUCUCUUGCUUUCUAUUGAUUGUUGUGUGGUGCGAAAUCUUGUCAUGCUAA